Molecule: messenger RNA, 2440 nt
Organism: Mercurialis annua (annual mercury)
Lineage: Eukaryota; Viridiplantae; Streptophyta; Magnoliopsida; Malpighiales; Euphorbiaceae
Product: calcium-dependent protein kinase 32-like
Exons: 8
Coding region: 516-2111 (531 amino acids)
Biological process (GO): peptidyl-serine phosphorylation; protein autophosphorylation; intracellular signal transduction
Cellular component (GO): cytoplasm; nucleus
Molecular function (GO): calmodulin binding; ATP binding; calcium-dependent protein serine/threonine kinase activity
Source: RefSeq, a predicted model, not a curated record
UAGGGGGAGGUGUAUGAGAAAGAGGUUUGACAUCUCUUUCUUUUAUUCUCUCAAUUUGUCUGCUUUGAACCAAUCCAAAUCUUUUGAAUUUUUGAUUGGAUUUUUAUUAAAUGUUGUCUAUGAAUUGGCAUUAUGCCUUGUAAAUUCCUCUUCUCACCCCUUUCCCCUACCCUCUCCAAUAAAUCUCAACAUUUUAGUUCACAUGCCAUCUUUGAAUUUUCUCUCUUGAUCACCUAAUUUUGCUUCUUUGAAAAAUUCAGCUCCUUUUUAUAUGAAAAGUCAAAUUUUUCUCCAUUCAAAUCUUAUUUACUCAAGUUUUUGGGGUUUUAUCUACAGAUUUAGGUACCCAAUUGAGAGAUUUUAAUCAUUUAUUUAGCAAGAUCUUGGAUCAUACAGAUCAAUCUUUUGUUUCAACUCCAAUUACCCUUUAAAGAUUCAAUCUUUUUCUUCAUUUCCAAUACCAAAAUUCACAAAAUUUCAAACAAAAAAACAUUUUUUUUUUCUGUUUUUGAUUAAUGGGUAAUUGUUGUGUGACACCACCACCAACCCCAAGUAAUGAAAACAAGAAAUACAAAAAAAAGCCAAACCCUUUUUCCAUAGAUUAUGGGCUUAACAAUGGAGUCACCCACAAGCUAACUGUUCUAAGAGAGCCAACAGGGAGAGAAAUUGAGCUGAGAUAUGAGCUAGGCAGAGAGCUAGGUAGGGGUGAAUUUGGGAUCACAUAUUUAUGUACAGACAAAGAAACUGGUGAUCAAUUUGCUUGUAAGUCAAUAUCUAAGAAGAAGCUUAGGACAGCAGUGGAUAUUGAGGAUGUUAGGAGAGAAGUGCAGAUCAUGAAGCAUUUGCCUAAGCAUCCUAAUAUUGUGAGCUUGAAAGAUACUUAUGAAGAUGAUAAUGCAGUUCAUUUGGUUAUGGAGUUGUGUGAGGGUGGUGAAUUGUUUGAUAGGAUUGUGGCUAGAGGUCAUUACACAGAGAGAGCUGCUGCUGCUGUUACAAAGACUAUUGUGGAAGUUGUUCAGAUGUGCCACAUGCACGGUGUGAUACAUAGGGAUUUGAAACCAGAGAACUUUUUGUUUGCGAACAAGAAGGAGACUGCAGCUUUAAAGACAAUUGAUUUUGGGUUGUCUGUUUUUUUCAGGCCUGGUGAAAAAUUUAAUGAGAUAGUUGGAAGUCCGUAUUACAUGGCUCCUGAAGUUUUAAAAAGGAAUUACGGUCCAGAAGUAGAUGUUUGGAGUGCUGGGGUCAUACUUUAUAUCUUGCUUUGCGGUAUCCCACCCUUUUGGGCAGAAACUGAACAAGGAGUUGCACAAGCAAUCAUUAGAUCUGUUGUAGAUUUUAAGAGGGAUCCUUGGCCCAAGGUUUCUGAUAAUGCAAAAGACCUUGUGAAAAAGAUGCUUGAUCCUGAUCCAAAGACUCGGCUCACCGCCCAGCAAGUGCUAGAGCACCCUUGGUUGCAAAAUGCAAAGAAGGCUCCUAAUGUUUCUUUGGGUGAAACGGUGAAAGCAAGGCUCAAGCAAUUCUCUGUAAUGAACAAACUCAAGAAGAGAGCUCUUAGGGUAAUAGCUGAGCAUUUAUCGGUAGAGGAAGUUGCUGGCAUAAAGGAGGGCUUCAAAUUGAUGGAUACUAGCAAUAAGGGCAAGAUUAACGUGGAUGAGUUACGAAUUGGUUUGCAGAAACUGGGCCAUCAGAUUACCGAUAAUGAUGUUCAAAUGCUAAUGGAAGCUGGUGAUGUAGAUCGAGAUGGUCAUCUGGACUAUGGGGAGUUUGUUACCAUUUCUGUUCACCUAAGAAAGAUGGGCGACGAUGAUGAACACCUUCACAAAGCCUUUGAAUUCUUUGAUAAAAACAAAAGUGGGCAUAUUGAAAUUGAGGAGCUAAGAGACACCUUGGCUGAUGAAAUUAAUGAAAACAGCGAAGAAAUUAUUAAUGCUAUUAUUCAUGAUGUCGACACAGAUAAGGAUGGAAAAAUAAGUUACGAAGAGUUUGCUGCAAUGAUGAAGGCCGGUACAGAUUGGAGAAAAGCAUCGAGGCAGUAUUCACGAGAACGAUUCAAUAGUUUGAGUCUCAAACUAAUGAAGGAUGGAUCUUUAGUGAUGAAUGAGGGUAGAUGACUGAACAAGAGACAAUCAUAAGUUAAAGGAAUAUAAAGUACACUCCCAGUAAAUCUUUUCUCUUACAGAUUUUCUUUUAUUCUUCUUAAAUUUGGUUUUCUGGUAGCUAGGAUUUGGGUUCAUUGGUUGAUGAUCUUGUUCUUUGUUUUCUUCAUGAAUUUGCCAAGUUGCUUUGUGUUUGUUGUGAGAGAGUGGUGGGACAAAAAAAACAGUGGGUGAAGGCUACAAGGGGUGUUAUUUGUGAUUGUAAAUAUUGUUAAAAGGUGUUAAUUCCAAAAGGGAUGUUUUAUUUUUACAAUCAAAUACAAAAAGAGGUGUUUAUUUGUUCC